Linum trigynum is the source of this 3576-nucleotide messenger RNA. The record is from the annotation of a GenBank genome assembly. Lineage: Eukaryota; Viridiplantae; Streptophyta; Magnoliopsida; Malpighiales; Linaceae.
UACCUGUACAGCAUUGAUGGUUAAGAUUUGCUAUUAUCAUCACAAGGUUGCCUGUUCGAUUCUCCAUAUUCUCUUAUUUCUUUUACCCACAUCCAUGUAAUCAUGUUUCAGCUACGCUUGUGGAACGACGUCGUCCUUGGGACACUCUCGCUUUAGCAGCAAGCACAAACGACGACGUUUGUCAUGUCUCAAUGUCUUCCCUAGGCAGUAAUUGGAACCGUGAACAGAUAAUGGCCUUUUGGGUAGUCGAAUUGGGGUGUGGUAUGUUGAUGAUACAGUAAUUUGAACCAAAUUAACAUGAAUUUUAUUUCAUAACUUUUCAUUAGGAAACUGAUCCCAUUUAUAAGUAAUAGAGAAAUGUUUCGAUAAGUAUAGAAAGAUACAAGGAACAAUUCAUUAAGAAGGGCAGAACCCGUACAAAAAAGCAUUGUGUUCACACACUUAGUACACUUGCAUAACAAGAGAAAUAACAUUAAGGCGGACACUAAGCAACUUUAGUAGAUUCUAUUGACAUUGCUGAAAUGGUAUUCAGUUUCCGGGAGGAAAAAAUAAUUUUACCAAUAACAGCUCAAAAUAACUCGACACAUUGUUCCAAGGACCCAAUGUGACCAUAAACUCAUAGGAGUUUCCACCAAUCAAGUUGAUAAGGGUAACGAAAUCGGCAUUGGCCAUAUCUUUAUCACUUACUACAUCUGAAACGAUUUUGCGCAAGUUUGUCGAUGGGAAAACAACCUCAAUAUCCAAAUAAUCAUCCUCGAUAGUUAGGUGGAUCAAAUGAACUCUACAUUCAGCACACCAGGAUGUCUUCACCUCGCCGACACGUCCGGAGAUGAGGUAAGCAGUGCCCUGGUGUUUAAAACAAGAAAAGGAAUUUCAAAAAAAAUUAACAAGCAUUAACAAACACAAUAAUUGCAAACGAGAUCGAAAGGAUGAAUGACAAAAAAGUUAAUUUCAAAUUUUCAAUAACCUCAUCGUCACCAUUCUCUUGCAACAAUGUAAGAUCGAUUGAAUCCGACAAAAUAGACAUAUGUACUGCUUCCUCAUACUUCAGCUUUGCAACGAAACCAGGCUCAACCAGAAAGUCGCUAUAAAAAAAACCGUUAGACGUUAGUAAUGGCUGACAAUAGGAAAAGGAAGCGGAGUAGACUGUCGUAACGAUUAGUUGGUAAACAAUACUUACGGGUACCAUUGCGAUAUAUCAUCCAUUGUCAGAAAAUUACAGCACGGAAACCCUACUCAAUUUCUGUUCUUGCACGUACUGUGGAUGUUCAAUAGGAGUAUAAGAACACAUUAUGAUCAACUAUUCUAAUAGAACGUACCAAAUAGUUAACAAUCAAUUAAAGAAAAGUACCUGCGGCGGUGGAAACGUGGCCGGCGACACCGCGUGGUUAGUCGAGCAGAUCGGGAACGAUUCAGCGGCGGAGGUGGCAAGCGACGAUGGUGGCCCGCUCUUCUUCCCACAACCGACGUGGUUAGUCCGGGCGACUUUCCUCCGCUCUUCUUCCCACAACCGCUACAGCGAAUCAGCGGCGGAGGUGGCAGGCGACGAUGGUGGCCCGGAGGAGGAGACCGCUACUGAGCGACCAACGGUUGCUUGACAGGCGGAGGCGGAGACAUGCAACGGAGGCGGAGGGAGGAUGAGGGCGGUUGAGUAUGUGUCUGAUCAGUUUGAAGGAAAACCGAAAAGGCAGCGCAUGGGGAGGGGAGAAAAAGCAGAAGAUAAAUCGUUUGCUAGAUUUGGUAGGUAAGUAGUCUUCCAAUUUUCAACUUUGCCAUUAUUGUUCUCUGUUUUAUUUUUUACAAUUGAUUAUUGUUAAAGAGACAAAGGGAGGGCAGGGGCAGCCGCCGAUCUACUGGACUAAGCCCUAUUGGGCCUGGUACAAAAGGCCUGCUUAGGUUAGUUUUGUGUUUUAAUUUUACAAGAACUCAUUUUAUAAUUAUAAAUAAAAAAGUGUUUGUAUAUUGAAUCAAAAUCCUUGUACAGCAUGAAUGGUGAAGAAUGCCCUUGGUAACCACCAGGACGCUGGUUCGACCCUCAUACCAUUAUAAUUUUUUUUCUCCAGCUACACCUUUAGAACGACGCCGUUCUCCAGGCCACUUUCGAUUCAGAGACGAGCACAAAACGAUGCCGUUUUUUCAUGUAUCGUCGUCUUCCCUAGCCCCCCAAAUUCCCAAUUAUCCAGUUGUCACCGUCACCACCGUAAUCCGACGGCCGUCUCUCUUCAUCGUCCAAACUUUCUCACUAUUCUGGACUCCGACCAAGAGAAUUCCCUUUCAUGUAUCAUCGUCUUCCCUAGCCCCCCAAAUUCCCAAUUAUCAAGUUGCCGCCGUCACCACCGUAAUCCGACGGCCGUCUCUCUUCAUCGUCCAAACUUUCUCACUCCGUUACGAUUCUGGACUCCGACCAAGAGAAUUCCCUUGACGAGACCCAAUCCCCUCUCUCCAUUUCAGCCUUAGUCAUUGUUUACAGGACGUAAAGGUCAUAGUCUUUCACCGUCAAUUGUUUCGGAUUCGUCGCGAAAGGGUAGCUGUCAUCUGCGACCUUAAAAACAGAUGAUGAUGAGCCAAAGUCGAUGUAGAUCAGAAGCAGGGACGAUGAUGAUGAUGGACUGAUGGUAAAAUUAGUGGUUUGCAAUUGGGGUAUCUGGAAAAAUCGUUAUGACGAUGAUGGUGGUUUAGGAUUGUCGAAUUGGGGCAACCUUUUAAUGGAACUUUAUUUUAUCAAUUGUAUAAUUUUUGGGUGUUCAUUAAAAGAUCUAGAAGAAAUAAGGUAUCAUCUGAGUCCUCACAAAAACGAAUAGGUAUCAUGUGAGAAAAUAAAACGCAAAUUAUUAUUGGGGGGCUAUAUAGCACAUAUAAUUAUUUAAGGGGUGCAAUUAGUAAUUAUUAUUAGUAGUUUUAAUAUAAUUUAUAAUGACCGUUAGAUUAGAUCUACGGUAGAGAAUCCUGUCGCAUAGUAUGUGUCUGACGCAUACGAGUCGUUUCCAUAUAUAUAUAUAAUAUGUACAUUACGCUAGAGUAUCACAUUAUCGACUCAACAGGUGACUAGAGCGAGUGAAGAAUUCUCUCUUGAAUUCAACCUUGUUUUAUUUGCUUGUUUCUUUACUUAAAUAGCUUAAAACAAUGUUUCUACCGCUAGAUAAUUUGUACUUUGCUGAAGUAAGUAUACAUAAAUCGUUCGGGUUUGAUAAUUAAAAAAAUACUUGCUCUAUAUAUUACCCCGAUUGAAGGUUCCACUUGGCCUUCAAUUGGGAGUGUAGUUAGUACUGAGUGAGUCUUCAAUUUCUAUGUCGUUGGCUCUCGAAUCCUGUUAGAAACAAGAUUUCUAACGUGAUUGGGAUUAGGAAAUUAGCUAGAUCAAUUAGGGAUUGAUCUAGCUAGGGUUGGGGAUUUGUGGGAAAUUGAGAAUGAGAGGGAAAAGAAUGGACUGCUGCUGCGCAGCUUUUGGGAAGAAGGGAGGGAAGGGGUCGGCGCUAGGGAGGAGGGAAAAGAGAGUGAGAGGAGAUUAGGUUUUUUGAUUAAUUCUUGCUUAAUGAAAAUACUCUCUCCAGUACAGAAUAUAUAAUCCUCAAAUCU